This is a messenger RNA of Diceros bicornis minor, 614 nucleotides long. RefSeq names its product corticotropin releasing hormone (gene CRH). The transcript has a single exon. Lineage: Eukaryota; Metazoa; Chordata; Mammalia; Perissodactyla; Rhinocerotidae. Gene Ontology annotation, biological process: positive regulation of cortisol secretion; negative regulation of glucagon secretion; negative regulation of epinephrine secretion. The coding region runs from base 1 to 582 and encodes 193 amino acids. Gene Ontology annotation, cellular component: extracellular region. Gene Ontology annotation, molecular function: corticotropin-releasing hormone activity. The record is from RefSeq and is a predicted model, not a curated record.
AUGCGGCUGCCGCUGCUUGUGUCCGUGGGCGUCCUGCUGGUGGCUCUCCUGCCCUGCCCGCCAUGCAGAGCCCUCCUCAGCCGGGGGCCCGUCCCGGGCGCCCGGCAGGCCCCACAGCACCCGCAGCCCCUGGAUUUCUUUCAGCCGCCGCCGCAGCCCCAGCAGCCGCAGGCUCGGCCCGUGCUACUCCGCAUGGGGGAGGAAUACUUCCUCCGCCUGGGGAACCUCAAUAAGAGCCCCGCUGCUCCCCUCUCGCCCGCUUCCUCCUCUCUCGCCGGCGGCAGCGGCAGCGGCCUUUCUUCGGACGAGGUGGCCGCCAACUUUUUCCGCGCGUUGCUGCAGCAGCUGCCGCUGCCCCGGCGCCCGCUCGACAGCCCAGCGGGUCCCGCGGAGCGCGGCGCCGAGAACGCCCUCGGCGGCCGCCAGGUGGCACCGGAGAGGGAGAGGCGAUCCGAGGAACCGCCCAUCUCCCUGGAUCUCACCUUCCACCUCCUCCGAGAAGUCUUGGAAAUGGCCAGGGCCGAGCAGUUAGCGCAGCGAGCUCACAGCAACAGAAAACUGAUGGAGAUUGUUGGGAAAUGAAACGGUGCGUUUGGCAAAAAAGAUUCUGCAUU